This is a messenger RNA of Actinia tenebrosa (Australian red waratah sea anemone), 1546 nucleotides long. RefSeq lists its product as uncharacterized. The record is from RefSeq and is a predicted model, not a curated record. Lineage: Eukaryota; Metazoa; Cnidaria; Anthozoa; Actiniaria; Actiniidae.
AGACCGGUUCUCGUAAACACUGGCAUUUUUGAUCAGCUGCGAGUCGAUAUGGGUAAAGAGUGGAUUCUAAUACUCUUUAUUCAAGAACUUCUUAAAAGGCAAAGACAGAACCAAGACAGAGCUGCACACAUGAAAACUACUUCAAAAAGGAACUUAACCAUUGAAAGGGUGUGGCCAGAAGUAAAUACAAGAGUGAACUACCCAAUAAAAAGGAUUCUUGUAGAUUUGGAGGAAAGAGGUGUUAUUGACAUGACUAAUGAACAUGUGAUGUUUUGUGUGUCGUGGUUUACCUGCGAGGUUGCCAAAGUAGGAAUGGAGAGAUUCGUAGCGUCAUGGAACUCGCAUAAGAUUAAGGGUAAAGCUGGAAAUGGGAUUCCUUCUCACAGAAGACAGCAGACCAAUUUUUUGAGUCYACUUCKAGAGUGUCAUGUUCCUAACGAAGAAACUGCCGUGGCAUUSWUUGAAGCUCAAGGUGGAAAGCUUCAGCSACAGUGGAGAGUUGGCGUUGAUCAAUUGUCCAGUAACAAACCUCAACAACAGAUGAGAGAACGUCUUUUCAACCGAAAGUAUUCAUUUGAGAAUAUCUUCACAGAASUUGUUAGGGGAAAUCCCAGGCCAUUCAAAAGAGGACUAAAAUAUUUCAUGAAACUUACAUCGGCCUUAGCUUCGUAGACCACUGAGAAUAAUCAUAUUUCUCAGUAUAUUUUUUCUGCCCUUAAUACCAUGACCAUCUUUAAAAACAUUGCAAGGUCAAAUCCGGUUUGAAUAGCGCUUUCUAGUCAAACUACGAAGACUCAGAUGCCCGUGCUGUGAAGUUAAAAUGCCCUCWAUAUACAGAAAAUGGAUGGACAUUUGAUGCGCCUGCAAUGGUUUGGAUGAAAUUGAUGCCUCCCCCCUAAAAAAMCCCAUAAAUUAUGAACGGUCCCUAAUUCAUAGAUUAAUAMAUAUUUUGACAACAUAUUUUGUAAAAAUCUUAAUCAUGAAGGCUUUUAUUCAAGCUGUGAGACUACAUAUAACAUCUUACACUGCACUAUAACUGAUGACCAUUAUCGGCCUAUCAAGCAAUGCCAGAUACCAGAAAAUAAMCAACCUCGUUCAGUCUGAUCUCGGUGUACAACUCAGACCUGUAUUUGUCUCCUUUUCACAUAAACAAAUGUUUAUGUAAGUGUUCAAUAGUCUUGGUUUUUAUACGUUCUUAUAGCAUCACAUAACAUUUCCAUAUAUAGAGAGAUAUUUUACAGUAAAACUUUGCAAGUGAAUAUAUUAGAAAAACAACUACUUAUUAACUGUCAAACUAAACUCAAUUAGUAGACAAGACGAACGUCCCAUCAAUGCGUUUCUGUGUUUUCCGACAAAACCUACUGCGCCGCGACAGAAAAAUCAUUAGAARACACGGGGUUUAAGAACGGCUAGAAAUAAUAGCUAAGCAAAGGAUUCGCAAUACAACUUCUAUCUCCUUUUAAACACAAAAAAGCAAAAGUUUGAAUGUUUCAAUCGCUGUCUUGUUGCCCUGUUUCUUCCGGAAUUAUAGCUACUUUGUUCGAUA